AUGUGGGCGGGAGGGCUGGUGGGCGCGCUAGCCCUCUUUGGGACUAGCAACAGGACCUCUCUUCGAUCGUACGUCGCGCUCACAUCCCCUGUGAUAGAACCCAUUUGUGGUCGGGGCUCUUCAUCACAUCCACGCGUCGGGAUUGCCAGAGUUUCAUCCAUUGCAGGCCCCCUUUUUCCAUAUCCGCAGCCGAUGGCAUCUUUCCUGCAGUCUCUGCCGGUCUGCUCGGCUGUUCGCAAGCAGUCGACUGCAGCUCCCCUCUUCCUCAAUGCUUCACAUUUUGUCGCUUCAUCGAGGACAUGUAGCCCUUUCUCCACAUUAUCUUCACAGACUAGAUCGAUCUCUUCUCUUCACUCAUUGAGAACCGCUCAACAAUCCAAAUCAAAGCCUUCCGCCCAUCAGUCUCGGACCUUCCUGGUUCAGCUCAAACGGCAAUCCCAGACUUUGAAAGAAAACCCUUCCGCAACAACAGGAGCCGUUCCUCCUCCUGGUGCAAGCCUGCAACUCACAAACCUCCCAUAUUUCAUUCGUCGCACAGCAUCAAACCAACUCCCCGUAUAUCUCGUCACAAAAGCCGGUGGUACCAAGCAGCAGACCAAGAUUCAGAAGACGGAAGGCGAUCUAGAAGCAUUGAGGAGCGACCUUGCACGGUAUCUCGGUCUUGAAAGCGGCGACCCUCGCUCGCCAAAAAGCCCGGACGUCACUAUCAACCGUCUCAAUGGCCAUAUUAUUGUCAAGGGUUGGCGGAAGCCUGAGAUUCAAAAGUUCCUUCUGGAGCGUAACUUCUAA
Messenger RNA from Aspergillus viridinutans, 789 nucleotides. Its product is annotated as mitochondrial 54S ribosomal protein mL49. Lineage: Eukaryota; Fungi; Ascomycota; Eurotiomycetes; Eurotiales; Aspergillaceae. Gene Ontology annotation, cellular component: mitochondrial large ribosomal subunit; ribosome. Gene Ontology annotation, biological process: translation. The record is from RefSeq and is a predicted model, not a curated record. The coding region runs from base 1 to 789 and encodes 262 amino acids. Gene Ontology annotation, molecular function: structural constituent of ribosome. The transcript has 4 exons.